Messenger RNA from Aureobasidium pullulans EXF-150, 687 nucleotides. RefSeq lists its product as uncharacterized. Gene Ontology annotation, biological process: resolution of meiotic recombination intermediates; double-strand break repair via homologous recombination. The record is from RefSeq and is a predicted model, not a curated record. The transcript has a single exon. Bases 1 to 687 code for a protein of 228 amino acids. Lineage: Eukaryota; Fungi; Ascomycota; Dothideomycetes; Dothideales; Saccotheciaceae. Gene Ontology annotation, cellular component: RecQ family helicase-topoisomerase III complex; nuclear body.
AUGGCCCAGUUGGCCGUCAACGCCUUUCUAGACUCAAAAGGUCUUUCUGCUACACAUGCAUGGAUUGAGUCUUUUGUAAAUUCCAGCCGUCAAGGAACUCCUACACCAGCUUUGCAAAAGACGGCUCUAUUCCGCAUACUCGCUUCGGAUCUCACAUCAUCAAUCAAGGCCUCUCCAAACAACACCUUCCCGCCAAACGCCCUCAACCCCACCGUCAAGGAACUUCGUGUCCCGGAUGCUAUUCCUGUCCAGGUACUGGAUAUCGAGGAUAUAGGACGUAGUGCUUGGAGCCAGGUUGAAGCCAUCGAAGCCCAGGAGCGCGGUGAGACGACUAAAGGAAGAGAAGUCAUCCGCGUUGUACCUGACGAAGAGGCCGACCCGACCCGUGAUGGUACCGCUCCCAUAUCCAAGAGCAACGGUCCUCACAAACUACUUCUACAGGACGCCAAGGGUACCAAAAUCUAUGGCUUCGAAAUCACUGAUGUUGAUGGUAUUGAUUUGAAUCUGGGUAUCGGCGCUAAGAUCAUCUUGAAGAACAUGACCAUCGCUAGAGGUGUCGUCUUGCUUGAUCCCAAUAACACCCAACUACUCGGCGGAAAGGUCGAAGUCUGGGACAAAGCCUGGAGAUCGGGCAGAAAGGAACGGUUGAAAUCCAAGGUUGGUCCAAGAGAAGAGGAGGAGCUUUGA